Messenger RNA from Rotaria sp. Silwood2, 363 nucleotides. The record is from the annotation of a GenBank genome assembly. Lineage: Eukaryota; Metazoa; Rotifera; Eurotatoria; Philodinida; Philodinidae.
AUGCAAUUAACAGGUCUCAAUGGACCAUUGACAGAUAUAUCUGAUUAUUUUAUUUAUGAUGAAUGUGGUUGGAUAAAUCCAAAUAAAUUCAGUAGGGAAAAAAUGCCUUAUUGGUUGCAUGGUUUUGCUGAUCUUGCUUUCGUAACACGUGAUUUAAAUCCUCAACAAUCGGAUGGAUGGUUUGGUCCUAAUAUUCUUAGAAAAUCACUCCAAGAUCAACCUGAUUUGUGGUCUGCUAUUUUAUUAAUUAAUGGUUUUCGAUUAUAUUACGAAUAUUCGAAUGAUGAUCGUGUUAUAAAAUGUCUUGUUAACUAUUUUCAGUAUGUUAACAAACAAUCAAAUGAAAUAUUUCAACGUGAAUGA